This is a messenger RNA of Nyctereutes procyonoides (raccoon dog), 2088 nucleotides long. RefSeq names its product CD96 molecule (gene CD96). The transcript has 15 exons. Gene Ontology annotation, biological process: cell-matrix adhesion; inflammatory response. The record is from RefSeq and is a predicted model, not a curated record. Bases 73 to 1905 code for a protein of 610 amino acids. Lineage: Eukaryota; Metazoa; Chordata; Mammalia; Carnivora; Canidae.
CUGGAGUUUGCUUCAAGCUAUCAGUUGACUUCUGUGAUUAUGGAGAUGCUGGUGUGAGGCCUCCAGGAGACGAUGGAGAAAAAAUGGACCUACUGUGCUGUCUGCUCCAUUAUCCAAAUACAUUUCGUCAAGGGAGUAUGGGGAAAAGCACCCAAUGCAGAAGACACCUAUGCUUUCCCUGGCUCUGAUGUCAACCUGACCUGCCAAACAGAGAAGAAGGGCUUCUUGGUGCAGAUGCAAUGGUCCAAGGUCACUGAUAAAUUGGACCUGAUUGCCCUUUAUCAUCCCAAAUAUGGCUUGCACUGUGCUAAUGGCGGUCCCUGUGAGUCACUGGUGACUUACAUAGAAACUCCCAGAAAUGUGUCAAUGUGGACUCUACACUUAAGGAACAUGUCCUCCUCACUCACUGGAAAGUAUGAGUGUACCUUUACUCUGUAUCCAGAGGGUGUUCGGACUAGAAUCUACAACCUACUCAUUCAGACAAAUGUGACACAAGAUGAAUGGGGAAGCAGCCAUAUAAUGGAAGUAUGGUUAAAUCAGACUCUGGAAAUUCCAUGCUUUCAAAAUAUCUCCUCAGAAAUUUUGUCUGAGUCCACCUUUGCAUGGUUGGUGGAGGGUAAUGGAAUUCAGGAAACACGUAUCACCCAAGGUCACGCCAUCAGCAAUUCCACAUUAUUUAAAGACAGAGUCAAGCUAGGUAUAGACUAUACACUCUGCCUCUCUCCAGUCCAAAUCCAUGAUGAUGACCGGAAGUUCUCCUGCCACAUUAUGGUCAGACCUGGCAAAAUCUUGAGGAAUUCCAUCACAGUCAAGGUUUUUGCUAAGCCAGAAAUCUCCAUGAUCACGGAAAAUAACUCUACGGAUGUCUUGGGAGAGAGAACAUUUACCUGCUCCCUGAGGAAUGUAUUUCCCACAGCAAAUCUCACGUGGUUUACGAAAGGAGGCUUUCCUCGAGGUGAAAAAAAAGGCCCUAAGUGGAGUGGUCUGAGGAAGACUAGAAGUAAACAUAAAAGACCGGACUUUAUGACAAGGAACUCCACCAAGAGGCUUAAAAAUUCUUGGAGUGGAAACAUACACACUGAGACAAGUUCAGAAAUAUACAUUACAAAUGAAAAGAGAAAAGACAAAAGUGGAUUUUUGGAGCUGAAGUCUGUUUUGACAAGGGUGUAUGGUAAUAAACCAGCCCAAUCACAAAACCUGACCAUCUGGUGUACGGCUCUGUCUCCAGCCCCUGGAAAUAAAGUGUGGAAUAUCUCAUCUGAAAAGAUCACUUUUUCCUUGGGCUCCGUGAAACCCUCAGCAGAUCCUCCACUUGAAGGAGUCACAUCUACUCUUGGCACCCAACCCUCUCCAGUCAACAGCGUAUCUCCUACAAGAUAUCCAGCUGUAACUUCCACAGCCCUUGAAGACGUGGGUGCCUCGACUCCAAAUACCGCCCCACAGACCAGCAAUUCCAGUGUGACUACCCAAGGCUUCAACUACUCCUGGACCUCUAAUGGGAAAGAUACCACAAACUCAGCUUCAUGGAUGCCCAACGAAACAUAUAGUUCAUCCUCCUCAGGGGCAAGCUCAACAAUUCAUGGUGAUGUCUUCACCAGCACAGCCAGAACAUUUUCAGAAGUUCCCACAACUGCCAAUGGAUCUACAAAAAAUAUUCACAUCCAUAUUACUGGUAUUUCGGUUAAUAAACCUAAAGAUGGAAUGUCCUGGCCGGUGAUCGUAGCAGCUCUGCUCUCUUUCUGCAUAGCAUUGUUUGGUCUUGGAGUGAGAAAAUGGUGUCAAUACCAGAAGGAAAUCAUGGAAAGACCCCCGCCUUUCAAGCCACCCCCACCUCCCGUCAAGUACACUUGCAUUCAAGAGUCCAUUGGAAGUGAUUUGCCUUGUCAUGAGUUGGAGACACUCUAGUCUCUUGAGACUUUGCUGACUAGAACUCUGCUAGAAUCCUCUGAGAAGGUGGAUAUUGUGCUUUAUUAAUAUAAUUGCCCUCUAGCCAAGCCUGUACUGCAGCUGCGAUGGAUGUCAGAAGAGAAUGACCUGUUUCCCAGCAACUCAGCUUGUUUCAUCUGCACAUGCCUGAAACUGAGCAAG